CGCCCUCUGCCCCGCCUUCAGCCUCUGCUCCGAGAAACCACGCGCGGUUGGGAUUGAGGGCGCCGGCGUGAGACCCUCUGGAAACUCUGCCGCUUUCUGCUCGGGCAGGGUCGCCUAAGAAACGGGCCAGGGGCGCGCCGACCGAGCCUCCCUAUGGCCGCGGGUGGUGCGAUGGGUCCUCUAGUGGGGGCCAUCGACCAAGGGACCAGCUCCACAAGGUUCCUGGUUUUUAAUGCCAACACAGCUGAAUUACUGAGUCAUCAUCAAGUAGAAAUCCAACAGAAAUUCCCAAAAGAAGGGUGGGUAGAACAAGACCCAAAGGAAAUACUGCAGUCUGUCUAUGAAUGUGUUGAAAGAACAUGUGAGAAAUUGAACCAGCUUAAUAUAGACAUUUCCAACAUAAAAGCUGUUGGAGUUAGCAAUCAGAGAGAGACAACUGUAGUUUGGGACAAAGUAACUGGAGAGCCUCUCUAUAAUGCUAUUGUAUGGCUUGACCUAAGGACUCAAUCUACUGUUGAAAGACUUCUUAAAAGGAUUCCAGGGCAGAAUAAAUCCUUUUUUAAGAGUAGGACUGGUCUCCCUCUUAGCACAUAUUUCAGUGCUGUGAAGCUAUGCUGGCUUUUGGACAAUGUGAAGGAAGUCAGGCAAGCAGUUCUUGAAGGGAAAGCUCUUUUUGGUACUAUUGAUUCAUGGUUAAUAUGGAGUUUGACAGGUGGGAAAAAUGGAGGUAUUCAUUGCACUGAUGUAACCAAUGCCAGUAGAACAAUGUUGUUCAACAUUAAUUCAUUAGAAUGGGAUGAUGAGCUCUGCAAGUUUUUUGAAAUUCCUAUGGAAAUGCUUCCCAAUGUGCGGAGUUCCUCAGAAAUCUAUGGAUUACUGAAAAUCUCCCCUACCCUGAGUUCUGGAGCUUUGACUGGUGUACCAAUUUCUGGGUGCUUAGGUGACCAGUCUGCUGCGUUAGUAGGACAAAUGUGCUUCAAGGAUGGCCAAGCAAAGAAUACGUAUGGAACAGGCUGCUUCUUACUCUGCAAUACAGGCCAUAAGCCUGCAUUUUCUGAGCAUGGCCUUCUAACCACCGUGGCUUACAAACUGGGUAGAGACAAGGCUGUAUGUUAUGCAUUAGAAGGAUCUGUUGCUAUUGCUGGAGCUGUUGUUCGUUGGUUGAGGGACAACCUUGGUAUUGCAAAAUCUUCAGAAGAAGUAGAGAAACUUGCUGCUGAAGUGGGCACGUCUUAUGGCUGCUACUUUGUUCCUGCAUUUUCAGGAUUAUAUGCACCGUACUGGGAACCCAGUGCAAGAGGAAUUAUCUGUGGCCUUACUCAGUUUACAAAUAAAAACCACAUUGCCUUCGCUGCACUAGAAGCUGUCUGCUUUCAAACACGGGAGAUAUUGGAUGCAAUGAAUAAAGACUGUGGGAUACCACUUAGCCAGUUACAAGUUGAUGGAGGAAUGACCAAUAACAAGAUCCUUAUGCAACUCCAAGCUGAUAUUCUUUGUAUUCCAGUAGUAAAGCCAUCCAUGCCCGAAACCACAGCACUUGGAGCAGCAAUGGCAGCGGGAGCUGCAGAAGGAGUGGGAGUGUGGAGUCUACAUCCUGAUGACUUCACAGCAGUAACAUGUGAACGUUUUGAGCCACAGAUCAAUCCAGAGGAAAGUGAGUAUCGUUAUACAAGAUGGAAGAAAGCUGUUAAGAAAUCAAUGGGCUGGGAGACAUCAGAACCUCAAGGAAAUAGUGAAACUAGUAUCUUCUGUAGUCUGCCUUUGGGCUUUUUUGUAAUGAAUAGCCUGUUAAUGUUAAUCGGAGCAAAGUAUAUCUCAGGUAACUUCAAAUGAGGCAUUUUAAUGGAUUUCAGGAAACUGUAACAUCUCAAAAAAAAUUGGUGCUCUCUUAACCAGUUUAAUGGCAUUAUUUUGACUCAAUUCACAGUCAAAGUAACCCUUUAGGAAAGGACUUUAAUCAGGAAUACACAAAAUAGAGCUGCUACCACUUCUCUGCUUUAAAAGUAAGGUGGAAAGAAGACUUGGUUAACUUCUGUAACUGCCAUCACCUGUUUGUCCACUUUGAAAUAAAACAUGGAAUAAAGAAGUUAAAGUUUUUUGGAAAAAAAAAAGGAAAUGGUACACUUCAAGAACUUCAUUGUAUACACUUACAUAAAGUUGUGAUUUCUUCUUAGAAAUUGCUUAUAAUAAUAUUUUCCAAAACAAUCUUUCUUAUUGACUAAUUAGAACCUCAAUAACCAUUGAAGAUUUCAAUACUGUAUUUUGUAACAAGCAGACAACAGUUAUUUAUUCCUUCUUUUCAUAUGCAUUGGCUAUCAUAUUAAGGAUUCUAAGGUACUAAGUGAAACUGGUAGAUUUUUUCAGAAAGUGUGUUUAAAAACUUAAAUAUAUAGGCUUCUAUGUAUAGCAAGAACGCUACAUAUUAGAAAUACUAUAAUAUAAAUCUAAUGGCCAAUAGUAGGAAUAUGAAGAUUAAAUAUGAGCUUAAAAAGUUCAUGUAGCUGUACUUAUUUUGGUAAGUAAUCAUAAUAUUUAUGGGCUGUAGCUGAAAACCACAAAUGUUUUGCAAUCUUUCAUUUUAUUUAUAAGUCUGGACCAAAAUUUGCUUCUCAGUGAGAUACCACUAUAAGCAGCGGCAAUCAUGAUUUCUGGACAUAUUAUAUUUUAGAUAUCCAAAGAAGAAAAUAACUUUUAUAGGUCCAAAAAUUUAAAACUAAUGUAUGUCAGAACGAUACCGUAUAAAAUUAUCCAUAUUUUCAUUAAGAAUAAAAACAACAUUAAACAUUGCUCACUCAUAGACUGAUCCCCUCCCUUCUCUCAAACUGAGGAAAUAUCUGGUAAAGUUUUGUCAGAGCUCAGAGAAAUCUCAGUGUUCUUCAAAAUAGGUCCUAAGUGCACACUAUCCUUUUCAUAGUUAAGUCAUUCAACAUCCCUUUCAUGUUAGGCCUCUCUAGGGUAGGACUCAGGAUUUGCUUUGCCUACCACUGGAAUGAGUUGGAGAUAAAAAUGUUGUGAAUCUAGGCUGCUUCUACUUGAAGAUCCUUCAAGACUAUUGCAGUAUAACCAGAAAAUGCCUGUGAAGAGAGAUGAACGACAUAGCUUAUUCUCUGCAUAAAGCAUUAUAUGAGUGUAAUUAAAAGGCAAUAGAAACUUGGUCUCCUCUCUUUUGUUAUAAACUCACCUGGUUCAAAGUGCAGUGUAUAAACAUAUUGAAAGAUAGCAAUAUUUUAAUGUGUGCACACUAGCAGCAGAAAGUGUGUGCAUAGUGGAAUGGUUUCUGUCAUUUCCUACAUUUUUACAGAAUCUGAAUUUCAUCACAUACGGAAAUAUUAAGAAGUGAACAUUCAAAUAAUGUUAAAUUAGUGCUUUUUCAUUAAGUGGAAAAUGAUAUUUCCAUUGGUUUGAAAUGUAGAAUACUUGUAGCAAUUGUUCAACAUUUUAACUGAAAUCUAGUCUUGAAUAAUCAGUAUUUCAGCUUGAUAAAUCUAAGACUUUUUUUUUUUUUGCAUUAGGAUUUAUUGGUAUAUGUCAACAGGAAUGAAUGUAAACUCCCAAAUGUCAAUUCCAUAACUGUGCUUCAAUCACAGACUUCAUAUAUUUUAGAGCCAUAUUUGGCAAGUUUACAUUUUCCCUGCUUCUCAUAAUGUAAAUGACUUUCCUCCUCUGCCAUCAGUUUAGAGUUCAGAAGAAAGAAUAUUUUUUCUGGACAUUUCUUUGGCAAGCUGGAUAUAUAGCCACAUUCAUGGAUGAAAUCUUACAUCGGAAGUACACCAUUAUACUGUGGCUGAGAGAUGUUUAUAAGUUCUGUUCUCUAAACCUUAAUCUGAAAAUGGCUUGUUUGAUUAUGCUCCCUGCCUGUGUUUCCUGCUUUGUAUAGCAUGCUGGGAUCGACAGCUUCAGAUAUGAUUCCUGGAAGUAUACAGGACAUUAAAUUAAAUUUAUAAGAUUAUAAUUACAGUUGGAAUUUUGUAUAGUGUGCUUCCACUUUUUCUACAAAACAAAAUUAAAUUAGAUGUGGAAAUUGCUCGCUUUUUUGCGAAUAGAAUAUUUUUUUUCCUGUAUAAUUUGAAUUGUUAAAUGGAUACACUGAAAAUGUGCAAUAGCAAACUUGUUGAUAGGCCACUAGUAGAAAUAUAUGUGACUUAAAAUGUCCUUGAUCUUGUUCUCAAUUAUGCUUGCAAUGGAACCCAUAAAUAAAAUGCAAAUAAAAUUCUCA
Messenger RNA from Python bivittatus (Burmese python), 4216 nucleotides. RefSeq names its product glycerol kinase (gene GK). The record is from RefSeq and is a predicted model, not a curated record. Gene Ontology annotation, biological process: phosphorylation; triglyceride metabolic process; glycerol metabolic process. Gene Ontology annotation, molecular function: glycerol kinase activity. Lineage: Eukaryota; Metazoa; Chordata; Lepidosauria; Squamata; Pythonidae. Gene Ontology annotation, cellular component: mitochondrion.